UACUCCAACGCAACCCAAUCCCUGGGCUCCAGCUCCGGAUAAGUACUGCGAGGGCAUGGUCAUCUCAUGGGAUAUUCUUUUUGCCUUGUCAUUUUUUUUUCUUUCUAGAUUUGUCAUUUUUCUCUCGUGUUUCCCCUGUUAGCUGUUACACGCACGCCCACGACUACUCUGGAGAGGCUGACAGCAAGCGUUAAUCCGAAAGGAGUGAUCCCGGAAGUGAAAGUGAUCCAGUCUGUGUCGGGCUGAAAUAUAGCAGGUCGCGGAGGAUUCUGGCUACAGUAAGGAAAGCUGUCGUACUUGAUUUUAUUUUUUAGGGUCUCAACUGAAAGGAAAGCACCUGAUUGCAGAAUUGAGAAUGGAAAGUACUGAGCUCUGAACAAUAAAACUGCAUUCUAGUAUUAGCUCUGACUGUCUGGCUGAAUGCUGAGAUGAGUCGUCACCUGUGUGCUUGGCUUUUUAGACAUUCAUCUCAUAAUGGUCCCCACCAGUGCCAUAUCCACCCCCAGUCUCGUCAGUUUACACAGAGACAUCUUGAUACAAGGCUGUGGGUUUUUAGACAAAACAGGCAACCCCCUCUCCGUCAUCUGUUAGAUAAGAAUUGUCCCAGGAGAUACUGUCUUCAGGACACCAGGAUGCUGUGGAAGCAUAAAGCACUACAGAAAUACAUGGAGGGCCUGAGUAAGGAGUACCGUACACUUGAUCAGAGUUUGCAGCGGGUGUCUGUGAACGACGGAGAUCGGAGGGCCUGGACUAGAAGGCACGCCGAGUUGGCACCACUCACAACCAUUUACCAAGAAAUUCAGGAGGCUGAGCAAGCAAUCGAAGAAUUAGAUUCAAUGUGUAAAAGUCUAAAUCAAGAAGAUGAAAAGCAGUUACAAGAACUUGCUUUGGAAGAGAGGCAAACCAUUGCUCAAAAAAUCAAAAUGUUAUACAGCGAGCUUUUCCAGAGUCUAGUGCCAAAGGAGAAAUAUGACAAAAAUGAUGUUAUUUUAGAGGUAACAUCUGGAAGAACUACUGGAGGCGAUAUCUGCCAGCAGUUUACCCGGGAAAUAUUUGAUAUGUACCAGAAUUAUUCAAGCUAUAAAAACUGGAAAUUUGAACUUCUGAAUUAUACACCAGCUGAUUAUGGUGGGCUACAUCACGCAGCCGCCCGAAUUUCUGGUAACGCUGUCUAUAGGCAUUUGAAGUAUGAAGGUGGGAUUCACCGAGUUCAGCGAAUCCCCGAGGUGGGCCUGUCAGCACGAAUGCAGCGCAUCCACACGGGAACCAUGUCGGUCAUCGUCCUCCCUCAGCCAGAUGAGGUAGAUGUGAAAAUAGACCCCAAAGAUUUGCGAAUAGAUACAUUUCGAGCCAAAGGAGCAGGAGGGCAGCAUGUUAAUACAACUGAUAGUGCUGUCAGACUCGUCCAUGUCCCCACAGGACUUGUAGUAGAAUGUCAACAAGAACGAUCACAGAUAAAAAAUAAGGAAAUAGCUUUGCGUGUGUUGAGAGCUAGACUCUACCAACAGAUUAUUGAGAAAGACAAAUGUCAGCAACAAAGUACUAGAAAACUGCAGGUGGGAACAAGAGCCCAGUCAGAGAGAAUUCGGACAUAUAAUUUCACCCAGGAUAGAGUCACUGACCACAGGAUAGCAUAUGAAGUUCGUGAUAUUAAGGAAUUUUUAUGUGGGGAGAAGUGUCUGGAUCAGCUAAUUCAAAGACUACUUCAUUCAGCAGACGAAGAAGCCAUUACUGAAUUUUUGGAUGAAAACCUUAAAUCAACAAAAUAAAUGCUGAUUUAUUAUUUAUAGUUCUAUAACUGAAACAGACCUGUCUCAGGAAGCAGCUGUUCAUACAGUGCAACCAAAAUUACACAGUACGUACAAAUAUAUUUUUUAAUGAAUUAAGUCACAUUUCUUGACCUAAGAAUAUAUAAAGUACAGUCCAGCUCUCCAAAUAGAAAACAACCAUGCAAUGAACAUUACAGAAAACAAAAACAAAAUAAUAGGCAUAUAUUACUGAAAAGAGAAAUAAAGUAUUGAGAAUUGAUUAUGUGA
Molecule: messenger RNA, 2036 nt
Organism: Suricata suricatta (meerkat)
Lineage: Eukaryota; Metazoa; Chordata; Mammalia; Carnivora; Herpestidae
Gene: MTRF1
Product: mitochondrial translation release factor 1
Exons: 11
Coding region: 429-1769 (446 amino acids)
Biological process (GO): translational termination
Molecular function (GO): translation release factor activity
Source: RefSeq, a predicted model, not a curated record